This is a messenger RNA of Eruca vesicaria subsp. sativa (arugula), 1818 nucleotides long. Lineage: Eukaryota; Viridiplantae; Streptophyta; Magnoliopsida; Brassicales; Brassicaceae. The record is from the annotation of a GenBank genome assembly.
UGAAAUAUUUGCUUUUGAUGUUUGGAGUUGAAGAAAGGAACAAAGAGACAAAAACAAACACACAUUUAGACAGCUAAGCCAAAGCCUUCUUUUGAUGCCUCCCAAUGCAGAAAUAUUUCAGUCUUCACGUUACACUGUCCUAACAUUUCGACCACAAACUGACAAAACCCAUACAUUAUACCUCUUUCUUCUUCAUCUCUUUCAAAACACACAGACAACCCACGAACACACCCUUCCUCUCUCUCCCUCUCUCAAUGUUACCUCUCAUCUUUCUCUCUCUACUCCUCCUCCCACCGGCGAGCCUCGCCGCCGUGAGUGACGACGACGAAUACCUGAAGCUUCCUCUACUACGCAAAUCUCCCUUACCUUCUCCGACACAAUCUCUGGCUUUAGACACUCGCCGUCUCCAUUUUCUAUCUCUCCACCGCAAGCCCAUCCCAUUCGUCAAGUCCCCGGUAGUCUCCGGAGCUUCUUCCGGGUCGGGUCAAUACUUCGUGGAUCUCCGAAUCGGCCAACCGCCUCAGUCGCUACUCCUGAUCGCCGACACCGGAAGCGACCUCGUUUGGGUGAAAUGCUCCGCUUGUCGAAACUGCUCUCACCAUUCUCCGGCCACCGUCUUCUUCCCUCGCCACUCCUCCACAUUCUCUCCCACUCAUUGCUACGACCCGACUUGUCGACUCGUACCUAAACCGAGCCCGGCUCCGAAAUGUAACCAUACCCGGAUACAUUCCACGUGUCCUUACGAGUACGCUUACGCGGACGGUUCAUUAACUUCCGGUUUAUUCGCUAGGGAAACGACGACGUUGAGGACGAGUUCAGGUAGAGAAGCGAAUCUAAAGAGUGUUGCUUUUGGUUGCGGGUUUAAAAUCUCGGGUCAAAGCGUAUCGGGUGCGAGUUUUAACGGAGCGCAUGGCGUUAUGGGCUUGGGCCGUGGGCCUAUUUCUUUUGCCUCACAAUUGGGCCGUCGUUUCGGUAACAAGUUUUCGUAUUGCUUAAUGGAUUACACUCUCUCUCCUCCCCCGACGAGUUACCUCACCAUAGGAGGAGUUAAAUCCGACGACGCCGUUUCGAAGCUAUCCUUCACUCCGUUACUAACGAAUCCGUUAUCUCCGACGUUUUACUACGUUAGAUUAAAAUCUAUUUCCGUCAACGGUGCGAAAUUACGAAUCGAUCCCUCCGUUUGGGAGAUCGACGGUUCAGGUAACGGCGGAACCGUCGUGGAUUCCGGUACAACCCUCGCGUUUUUAGCCGAUCCGGCGUAUCGAUCCGUCGUCGCUGCCAUGAGACGACGGAUCAGGCUCCCUAUCGCGGCGGAGCUGACUCCGGGAUUCGAUCUGUGCGUCAACGUCUCCGGCGUUUCGAGACCGGAAAAGAUGAUGCCGAGGCUGAGAUUCGGAUUCGCCGGCGGUGCGAUGAUGGUUCCGCCGCCGAGGAAUUAUUUUAUCGAGACGGAGGAGCGUAUACAGUGUCUGGCGAUUCAAGCGGUGGAUCCGAAGGUUGGAUUCUCGGUGAUCGGGAAUUUGAUGCAGCAAGGGUUCUUGUUUGAGUUCGAUAGAGAUAGAGCGCGGCUGGGUUUCUCUCGUCGCGGUUGCGGCGCGUCGUCGUGAUUAUUCUUCACCGGGGAAUAUUCUGUUUUCGACUCGCUCGAAGAUUCUUUUUUUUUUUUUUUGUGUUUUUCUUUUUCUUCUUGGAAGUACGAUACUGAGUGGCGGUUCACUGUUACCGAAAAUAGGAAUAAAAAUAAUGUUUUUGGCGUUUGUAUAAUUUCGUACUUGAAAUACAAUGCUGUAAAAUAAAAAUAGAGAACACAGUAAAUAA